Molecule: messenger RNA, 1428 nt
Organism: Penicillium bovifimosum
Lineage: Eukaryota; Fungi; Ascomycota; Eurotiomycetes; Eurotiales; Aspergillaceae
Product: putative MFS transporter
Exons: 3
Coding region: 1-1428 (475 amino acids)
Biological process (GO): transmembrane transport
Molecular function (GO): transmembrane transporter activity
Source: RefSeq, a predicted model, not a curated record
AUGUCGACCGAAUCAAGAAUUGAAGCAGGGAAUACCUCAGUGACUGGCUCUGACAAUGGAAACCGUUCGACCUUGUGGAAGCUCUGGACCAAUUCUUGGUUUCAGAUCAUCUUGAUCAGUUUUAUCUGCUUCUGCUGCCCGGGUAUGUACAAUGCCCUCAGUGGUCUGGGUGGUUCUGGCCAAGUCGACCAAACUGUGGCUGCAAAUGCCAAUGUCGCUCUUCUGUCUGCCACUGCUGGAACUGCUCUAUUCGUGGUUGGCCCGAUCUUUGACCGUGUUGGACCAAGAGUUUGUCUCUUGCUCGGAGGCUGGACCUAUGCGUUGUAUUCCGGCAGUCUGUUGUGUUUCAAUUCGACAAGCAACGGCGCGUUCGUUAUUGCUGCCGGUGCGAUUCUCGGUGUGGGUGCAUCGUUCUUAUGGGUUGCUCAGGGUGCGAUCAUGACAACCUAUGUACCAGAGUCCCAAAAGGGGCGCGCAAUUGCUGUCUUCUGGAUCAUCUUCAACCUGGGCGGUGGAGUUGGAUCGCUCGCUAGCUUCGGCCUCAACUACGGCUCGACGACUGGAACCGUGAACGAUGGAACAUAUAUUGCCUUGCUCGUUAUUAUGGCCUUUGGGUGGCUCCUCGGUUCACUCAUUUGCCCUCCGUCCUAUGUUCGGGUGGCUGAGUUGCAAGUGACCCCAGAGAGCGAGAAGAAUUGGCGCCAGAUUGCUCGCCACUCUGUGAAGACUCUCUGCCACUGGCAGGUCUUGUGCAUGCUACCCCUCUUCUUCUCAGCCAAUGUGUUCUACUCCUAUCAGCAGAACGCAGUGAACGGCAUGAACUUUAACAUCCGAACUCGUUCACUCAACGGUGCGCUCUAUUGGAUGGCACAGAUGCUGGGUGGACUUGUUAUGGGUUCCAUCCUCGAUAUUCCGGGGCUUACCCGCCCUAUGCGCGCUCGCGUCGCUUGGGUUUUCCUGUUGGUCACCGGAAUGGCCAUUUGGGGUGGGGGUUAUGUGUUCCAGAAGUGGUCCGAUGCCCGCUUGUUGCGAGGUUUCAAGCAGGACAUCGAUUACACCCAAGGCAGCAUCUCUGUAGGCCCGAUGUUCCUUUACAUCUUUUAUGGCGCAUAUGAUGCGCUCUGGCAGUCGUACUGCUACUGGCUCAUUGGUGCUCAAUCCAACUCCCCGGCUGCGGCUGCCGUUUUGGUUGGAGCGUACAAGACCUUCCAGAGCACUGGAGGUGCCAUGUCAUGGCGUGUCAAUGCCGUGGAGACGCCUGCCAUGACCCAACUCGCUAUGAACUGGGGUCUCUGCAUCGGCUCGUUGAUUAUUGCCAUCCCAACCGUUCUGGCGAUCACUCUCACCAGCGAACCCGCACCAUCCGCUACCGAUGAAAAGGGAUACCUAGAGUCAGAGGGGCCCCAGACAGAGGUGGUGAAGAGUUGA